This is a messenger RNA of Zeugodacus cucurbitae (melon fly), 4640 nucleotides long. RefSeq names its product 5-hydroxytryptamine receptor 2B (gene 5-HT1B). Gene Ontology annotation, molecular function: G protein-coupled receptor activity. NCBI's taxonomy places the organism in Eukaryota, Metazoa, Arthropoda, Insecta, Diptera, Tephritidae. The record is from RefSeq and is a predicted model, not a curated record. Gene Ontology annotation, biological process: adenylate cyclase-activating adrenergic receptor signaling pathway. Gene Ontology annotation, cellular component: membrane. The transcript has 11 exons. Bases 1258 to 3093 code for a protein of 611 amino acids.
ACUGUCAGUUGGCCACAAUAACUUUUUCAACAAUAGCAACAUCGACAACGACAACGACAACAGCAACAGCACAGACGCACAAUUGAAUCGAGUUGAGACGCGCAGUUGGUCUGAUGUACAGCGCGAGUUGAGGUGAAUAAAUCGACAAGAACUAACGCCGCCAGCCAAAUCACACGGACGCUCGCCCGCUCGGUCGCACAGCCGUGCCAUAUUUACAUAUUUACAUAUUUAUGAGCAUUAUUUGUAUUGUGUUUCGCGGUCGCAUUUCCAUUUCAUUUCAUACAUUCUGCGAUUAUAGUGCUUGCCAAAAUUCGUGCGCGCGCUAAACGCUCGGCGGAAAGCUGGAAAACAAAAAGUUGCUGAUAAAAUCAAUUCGCGACCACAGCGACGCGCGGCUGCUGACGGUCUACGGUUUCGUGUAAUAAGCGAAUUUAAGUGUUUAAUCUAAUCAUCCAUGCAAAUUGGAGUGCUGUAAAAUUGUUAGUGUAGCUGGCAUUGAUUGGGCGCAUGUUGGGACGUGUGUGUAUGUGUACGAGUGUUUGUGUGUAGAGAAUUGAAGUGUCUUCAGUUAACGUGCUGACGGUUACGGUGACAACGAACCGCCGCGGCUUCUGUACCUACUACAGUUAAGGAAUUGAGUAAAUUUAAGCAAAACUAAACAAAAUAAAAUAAGCAUUCGCAUUUGUUUAGAGUUACUAGAGACUACCACUAAGAAAAAUAUAUACGAUAUACAAGCGUAUUAGUGCAAAAAUCAAAAAUCGAAAUAAUAGUUUUAACACACAGUUUAACGCUUAAGAAAGUGUACGCCAAAAGCAAUCACAUAAGAGCCAUUUUUCGCUGAAACUAAAGCACUAAAGUCAUCAGAUGCGGUCCAUUGAAAAUCAUUCAACGGCAAGACUUGUCGAAGCAAAUGAGAACCAUGAGACGAUAAUAAUUCAAUAGCAAUAAACUCUGGUAGACAGCAUAAGGAGCUGACGUAACAAGCAACGUAAGAACAUCAAUAACACCAACGCCAACAGCGGCUAGUAAAAAAUACAUUUCGACGAACAAGAACACCAAUCACAACUACAUCAUCAACAGCUACAACAACAACAAUAACAACAACAACAAUAUCAAUAACAUUAAGAGGCAGCAUUACAACUACACAUUAAAUAGAAGCAACACACCAGAUCCAAUUCAAUCGAUAGCAUCCUCAACUCCCCAACCGGCAGCAGCAACACUACCUCCAACACCCCCCACCAGUCGUGCAGCAACAGCAUGCUGGGUGAUAUAAUUUCACCGUCAAUCGCGACUUGGAGCACAACAACAGCACACCACUUCUACAGCGACCUGGAUGCUGAGACGCCUAUAGUGCACGGCGCCGCUAGCGACCUGAAUGCACCACUCCUGAACAACUACAACAUCUACAACAAAGUGUACAGUAAUGCCACAUCAAUGUUGUUCGACGUCAACGAAACGAGCGCAUAUCAAAUCGUACUGAACGGGACGAGCGGCAACUUGAGCACCAGCAGCAACAGCAUUUUAUUGAACCUGAGCGACGGCGGCGGCGGCGGCGACAUCGACGGUUUCAUCACAUUCAAUGGCAGCGCGGGGGUGCGGAACGGCAGCAAUAUUGUCGAUGUGUUUAUCGGUGAGCGUAAUGAGUUUGAUGACCAGCAACUGGAUGGCAUUAUGGACUAUGGCGGCGGCUACCGGACAAGGGAUCCGACGGUGGCGCUGGUGAAAAUGAUUGUCAUGUGCAUUGUGCUGGGUCUGCUCAUCUUCGUAACCAUAAUAGGCAAUGUUUUUGUAAUAGCGGCAAUUAUACUGGAGCGCAACCUACAGAAUAUGGGCAAUUACUUGGUGGUCUCGCUGGCGGUGGCCGACCUGCUGGUGGCGUGCCUGGUCAUGCCGCUCGGCGCAGUUUACGAGAUAAGCGAGGGUUGGAUACUUGGCCCGGAGCUAUGCGACAUUUGGACUUCGUGCGAUGUGCUCUGCUGCACAGCGUCCAUACUGCAUCUGGUGGCGAUUGCAGCCGACAGAUACUGGACCGUGACGAAUAUAGAUUACAGCAACGUGCGCACUCCCGGUCGCGUCUUCUGUAUGAUCUUUAGCGUUUGGCUUACCGCGUUCAUAAUCUCGUUGGCGCCAUUACUCGGCUGGAAGGAUCCCGAUUACAUGCAACGAAUCGAAAGGCAGAUAUGCAUGGUUUCACAGGAUGUGGGAUAUCAGAUUUUUGCAACAUGUUGCACAUUCUAUGUGCCACUUUUGGCCAUACUGGCACUCUACUGGAACAUCUACAAAAUCGCACGCAGACGCAUCCAGCGGCGCAUACAGCAACGCCCCCUCUCAGUGCCACCUAAUCACAAUCAGAAGUGCUCCACCGCUUCGAUGCAGCGUAAGCGUAAGCGCCUAAAAAUAUGCUUCGGUAAGGCGGAGCAGAACGCUGCCGCUGCCGCCGCUGCCGUCACCAAUAACAUGGAAACAAAUGUCGGCAAUUCGCUAAGCAUCAGCAACAUGCGCGAGGAAACGGAGUACAGCACCAGCAACUUCGACAGCAAGAGCCACGCAACCGAGGUGACAACGGCGUCCGGGGAGGCGGAAGAGUCUCAGGUCUCUGCUAUUGGCGAAAUCUCAACCGUCUCGCAAGAGGUGGCCAGCACCGCGCACCAGCAACAGGCGAUCGCUAUCACGCUAACCACAUCCGCACAACACUUGGCUAUCGGCGCAACCCAACAACCCACCGCCAGCAAGGAGGCCACCUCCAACAACAAGCUGCUCUCGAGCAUACCAAAUCCCUACCAUAAGCUGGCUAAACGCCGCCAAAUGCUCGAGGCGAAGCGCGAGCGCAAGGCAGCACAAACUUUGGCCAUCAUCACGGGCGCAUUCGCCAUCUGCUGGCUGCCCUUCUUCGUCAUGGCGCUCAUGUUGUCGCUCUGCAAGGAGUGCCACAUAAGCGCAGCACUCACGUCUCUCUUCCUCUGGCUGGGCUACUUCAACUCGACGCUGAACCCGAUCAUCUACACCAUCUUCAAUCCGGAGUUCCGGCGCGCCUUCCAACGCAUACUCUGCGGACGCAAACGCACGCUGCCCAGCCGCAGCGGGAAGAUUUGAUUCUGAGAGUAGUUGAGUAGCGUGGUCGUUACUUUUGUAUCGCCACGCUACAGCACAUGCAAACGAGAUACUAACCACCAAACUGAACAUGCUGCAGAAAUACACAGCAUGUAAUAACAGUAAACAUCACCAACAGCAACAAAAACAAGAGUAACACCACACCCCAACCACGUCCCGCCCCGUUUUAUUCCAUUGAAGUUGCACGUCAUCCCCGCCAGUUGAAGCCACAAGAAGUACACCGAAGCAAACAGUGAGCGCAAACAAACAAACAGACGAAAGUCAGCAAGAAGUGGCAAGCCCACCUAAGGCAACCCGAAGAGUGGGUCUCCCGCCAGUCACAUCAGCGAACUCGCUACCACACACUCACUUCCACCCACCUCUACUCACGGGAAGCGACGCGACACAAGGGCAACUCGCACUCGAUGCACUCGCGUGUAAUUCCCUCCUUAUGCAAAUAAUAAGCAACGAAGAACUUUCAGCAACAUAUGCGAUACACAAACACCACUCACUCGAGAAUGCGAUGCGAGAAUGUGACUAGCAUGAAAUGGAAUACAUAUGCGGUUGGGUGAGUGCGAGUGCAAAUAUGGCACUUCCGCUACAAACAAAUCCCGCCACACAAACGCACUCACUCAUCCACCACAUUGGGUACGCCGAGUUGUAAGUGUUUGCUCAUGGAAGUGAACUCGCCUGGAAAUUCGGCAGCAAUUCGCCUUGCUUAAUUUAUGAGGGCACACAACCAGAGGAAAUCGUACAAGGGACAGAUAACGGCAACGCACAGGCACACCAACAAGCAAUAAGCACACACAUACACACACCAACAAACACCGAAUUUGUGAUUUGAUAGCAACUGAAGUUCGAUACUUAAAGUUACAGCGCGCUGACAAUCUGGACACAAGUUAGAUGUCCCAGCCAUCUUCCAAAAGCCAAUUAAAGGAUUAUUCGUCAUUAAAUCCACUUUUGUUACACACACACACACACACACAAGCAUACAUCUAACAUUAUAGCAUAGCAUAUAUAUAAUAUACUUAUAUUGAGAGAAUCAACUAACACAUAUAGUCAUGUAUGUAGUUUGUAGUGGCAUAAGUUAAGUGAAAGUAAACGAUACGCUUUUAAAGAGACACACAAAAACAAAGUUUUAAACAGUAUUUAGAAUGAUUUACUACGUUUUUUAAGAACUAAGAACUCGAAAGUCUUCUGAUAGUCUUGGGAAUAACUAUAUACAUACUUAUAAUAUAUAUAUUUACCUAUAAAGAAAUGUGCAUAAGUGUAACUGUAAACUUAAGAAUCUAACUAAUCAAAAAAAAAGCACGUUUAUAAAUCCUUCUCUGUAAGUAAGUGUCAGUGAUUGUUAGUACAUAUAUACUUGUAUUUAAGGCAUUGAGUCACAUAACUCAUUUAAUAAUAUGUAUGUAAUAUAAAUGUGUAAGUGUAAGUGUAUAUAAAGGCAAAAAGUUAAAAAUCGAAAUAUUUUUCUGCAUUUCAUUCGAUUUUCUUUCCACAUCACAUUCGUAUAUGUAUGUGUCACACAUUCGGUUAUGUAUUGUACA